AUGCAUGGACCUUGUCUGAACUCAACAGCAGGAAGUCUUUCUGUGUCCUCAAUUUCUGGCUCCUCAGCUGAGGCUUCCCUGGCCUCUGAGCUCUCCGAGUCUCUUAGUGCCUUGCUCUCCAAGUUCCCUAGAGUCUUGCUCUCUGUGUCCCCUGCAACUCUGAACCCUGAACCCUUUGAGUCCUCUGAUGCCAUAACCUCUGAGCCCUUGCCUCCAGUAGCUCCAUCUCCUGAGCCACCAGGGGCUCCGCCUCCUGUGGCUCUGCCCUCUGAGCCUCCACCUCCUGUGGCUCCACACCCUGAAACUAAAUCUUUGGCUCUGCCCUCUGAGCCUCCACCUCCUGCGGCUUCACCUCCUGAGUCUCCGUCUUGUGCGACUCCGUCCACUCCACCUCCUGAACCACAUACUGCUCCAUCCCCUGUGGCUCCACCUCCUGAGACUCCACCGGACCCUGCCCCCUUUCUGGAGCCACUACUCAAAUUCGCUGGAUCUUGCUCCCUUCCUGAAGCCACGUCUCAGGCCUCCGGACCCCGCUCCCUUCCUAGUGCCACCUCCCUGGCCUCUGAACCCCGCUCCCUUCCUGAAGCCACUCCCCUGGUCACCAGCUCCGCCCUGGUCCCCUGGUCUACGCCUGUCUCUGGGCCCUCCACCAUGAACUAUGUUUUGUUUAUUUAUGUGUUUAGGGGCUUCAGGAGCCGCUCCUUAGUUGGGGGGCUCUGUAACACUUGGGACAUUUGCCCUAGCGGCCACUAG
Molecule: messenger RNA, 753 nt
Organism: Myxocyprinus asiaticus (Chinese sucker)
Lineage: Eukaryota; Metazoa; Chordata; Actinopteri; Cypriniformes; Catostomidae
Exons: 2
Coding region: 1-753 (250 amino acids)
Source: RefSeq, a predicted model, not a curated record